Cataglyphis hispanica is the source of this 3472-nucleotide messenger RNA. Its product is annotated as disks large-associated protein 5. Gene Ontology annotation, biological process: signaling; mitotic spindle organization; chromosome segregation. The coding region runs from base 132 to 3041 and encodes 969 amino acids. NCBI's taxonomy places the organism in Eukaryota, Metazoa, Arthropoda, Insecta, Hymenoptera, Formicidae. Gene Ontology annotation, molecular function: microtubule binding. The record is from RefSeq and is a predicted model, not a curated record. Gene Ontology annotation, cellular component: cytoplasm; spindle pole centrosome; nucleus. The transcript has 6 exons.
CAGUACAACCUCAAUUAAUAUGACGAGUUCAGUGAACUGCUUGCACUAAAUAUGAUGUCAUUUCGAUAUAUUUUGUACUGCCGUUACAGAAGGAUACGUAUACUUGAAGAGUUGCAUUGAAUCAUUACGAAAUGUCGGAUUUCAAGCAACAGUAUAAGAAUCCGCGUCCGGGUUUUGGUCACGCGGAUCUUAGUAGGAUUCUACGAGCUUAUAAGCAUACGGAAUCUCGUAGAGAAAUCAGAACACGAGCAUUCGACAACAAUCGUAGACUCCAAGAUGUCUCGGUACCCGCCAGUCCGUUCUCUAAGGAUACAUCUAUUACGGAUACACGUAUGAAAAAAUUGAUAAAAUGGAAGGAAGAACGCAAGAAGAGAAAGAAGCUGGAAAAUGCGACAAAAAAACCUGCUUUUAAAGUUGGUAUUGUUCAUCACUCUCUAUGUUCUCCUAUGGUUCGAAACAAUGUAUCAACUGCAGUUGCAAAAACACCUAAGCAAGCAACACGAUCAAAUAAUGUUCAGAAAUGGGUUACAAAAGCUACAGAGAAGCGAUUAUUAGCUAAAGCAGCAUCUUCUGCUAAGCAAUCAGCUGCUACUAUAAAGAAUGUAGCUUCAACAUCAACAAAAUAUCCUAUGAAUAUCAAAAAGUCAACAUCAAAUACUAAAAAUAAAAAAUCAUUUGCCUCUGCUAAUCAUGAAUUUAGACCUCCAUCUGGAUUGCAUAAAAUGCCUUUAUUUGGUCUUGUACCAAUAGAAGAAACUCCACAGGAAAAGGGAAAUUUCUUCAUACAAGAUAAAUUGCAAACAGAAUGUAAAACUGUUGAUAUAAAUGAACAGAAAGAUAUAUCAUUGAAAAAAUUAUACGUAGAAAUCCCUGAUAUCAGUGAUACUAUAGUAAAGUUGAAAACUCCUGCAAAUCCAAAGUUAUUAUCAAAUAAACGAAAAUCAUCACAAAGAUUAAAUGAAUCAAUUUGUGAUUUAAAUGAUGUUACGUCUGAGUUAAACAGAAUUACAACAAGGUCAUCAUUAAAAGAACAGAUGAUGCAAGACUCUUUUCAAGAAAAACUUUUAUCAGACAAUAUUGAUAUGCAAACACCAUCACAAAACAGUACUUCAAGUGAUAUAUCUUCUAGUAAAGAAAAUUGUACUAUGGACGACCUCAUUCAAUUUUCGCCAUAUCUCACACUGAGCCGUGGCAAGAAAAAUGCUAGAAAAGAACGACAGCAGCGGCUUGGCAUUGGUCGCUUAUCCUCUGAUGAAAUUCCAACCAAAGAUACUGUAAUGAAAAAUUUAAAUAUAUCUGUGGAGGAAGAAGUACGCACAGCACAGUAUUUCAAAUUUCUAUUGAAUAAAGAAAUCGAGAGACUUAAAGAACUUUGUAGAACAUGGUUGGACAUCAAAUUAGAAAAGGAUGUACCAGAUGAUGUUAUAUAUGAAAUAAAUCAAGCAGUAGGACAGACAAAUUUACUAAUAAAUAAAAAGUUUGAAAGAUUUCGUGGUUUAGUAGAGGACUGCGAAAUUGGUAAAGGAGAAAAACUGGUUAUGUGUAAAGAUUUACAAGGAUUUUGGGAUAUGACAUACGUGCAGGUCAAGGAUUGUGACUCGCGAUUUGAGAAACUGGAACAAAGACGAAAUAGAGGUUGGCAAGAGGAAGAAUGCAUUGUUGCCAAACCUGCUACCAAAAAACGAAUGCCUAUUAAAAAACAACAUAUCUCAUCAAAGCCAAGUUCGCUACGGUCAUUAAUUGUGGCUGCCAGAAAAAAAAAGAUGGAAGCGAAAACAAGCAAUUUGAUGCAGGAUACAAAUAUAAUAUAUUUCACACCUUCUCAAAAUAAUAAAAAAUCUGCGAAUUUUAAUAAUACUGAUAUGACUAUUCAAUGUAGCGCAAAGAAAUCUAAGUCGAUUCCUGUUCAAUAUGAAAGUUCUAGAACAAGCUUGUCACAAAAAGUACAAUAUUCUGAUGAUAAACGAAUAAAAAGUCCACUUACAGCUAUGAAAAUAAGUCAAAUGGGUAAAACACCAGAAGUUCAAUUAGAUGACACAAUAUCAUAUAUUAAUUCCGGUCAAACACCUGGUAAGAGUAUAUUAAAGAAAUCGGAAGAGUUAAUAGAUACAGAGAUCCGUGUAAAGUCUGCACAUAAAGUAAAUUUUGAUGAUCAAGUAGUAAUGAAUGAAAUGCCUCUUGAUGAAGAUGUACAGAAUACAUUAAACUUAUCUAUUGCUUUAAAUAGGAUAGAUAAUCUCGAUUUGGAUGAAUUAAGUCUACAGGAGUGCAUUAAAGCUGGAAGAAAAUUAGAUUUUGAGGAAUCUGAUAAUUUUGAUGAUAUGCAGAUUUCGACUGAAACACACAGAUUUAAAAUAAAAUCAAAUGAAUCUGAAUUAUCUGUUCAAGAUACCUUUGAUUCUAGUGCAUUUAAUGAUACAACAUUCUCUAUAUCUGAUAAAGACUCAUCGCCAAAUGAUACAAAAGUUAUAUUACCUAAGAAAAAAUUAAAACAUCGAAAUCAACCUACCAAUCAUAAAAAUAUGUCAAAUAUAGUUGUAAAUAUUUUACCUGCAACACCAUUACCAACUAAGACAUCUAUUAUCUCUGAUACAAUUUCAAAUAUGAAAGGCAUCGAAAAUUAUGAUACAGAAAUAAGAAUACUUAGAAAUAGAACUAUCACAACAAAUAACACACCCAAAAACAAUAGGACAAGUGAAAUGAUGACUCAAAGGAGAAGUGUUAAUAAAAAAGAAAAUAAGAGCCCUGUGAACUCAAGUAGAAAAAGUUCGUUAAAAUUAUCGCAAAAAAAUGGAGAUAAAUACAUGAUACCAUCAAAUAAAGACAAUAUAACAGAGGUGGAAAAUAUGAUAUUGACAGAGAAUGUUGAUAAAAAAAGAAGAUCAUCUCGUAAAAGCGUUGCAUUUAAUGAAGAAACAUGUUUAGUGUGUGCUGAAAACAAACCAGCGUUACCUAUGACUCCUCAUGCAAAACGAAAUCGUAGCAAGACACCCUCAAGACGAAAUCGUAGCAAGACACCCUCGAAGCAAACAUAUGCUUAAUGAAGAUCUUAUAUCAGGGAUACAUCAUGGGAUACACCAAAACAUCUUCCUAACAAAGUUACAAGAUCGCAUCCGAAAAAUUAAUGUUUUUUUUAUUUCCAUUUAUAUAUAUAUUUAUUAUAUGUUGUAUUUAAUAAGUAAACUGACACACAUAGCUAGAAAUUUUACAUAUAAUGACAUUUAUGUGUCAGCAAAAUGUAUGCAUAUAAAAUAAUACACUAUAUAGUAGUCAAUUCUAUUAGUUUACUUAUUAUAAUUGAAGAAUAUUCAUUAUAAAAGAUAUUUCCUAACAUUUUUAUAAUUUUACACCUGAUAUAAUUUUAUUAUUAAAAUGACAUUUAUAUGUCUGUGUUUUUGUAGAAUUUUAGAUAUAGAUAUUUAGACAUAACAAUUGUAGGAUUAUUUCAUUAUAAAAUUAUUAAAUAAAAAUA